Meriones unguiculatus (Mongolian gerbil) is the source of this 348-nucleotide messenger RNA. RefSeq lists its product as uncharacterized. The record is from RefSeq and is a predicted model, not a curated record. Bases 1 to 159 code for a protein of 52 amino acids. The transcript has a single exon. Lineage: Eukaryota; Metazoa; Chordata; Mammalia; Rodentia; Muridae.
AUGAAAAACCACAGUUGGAUUAGAAAGAACUGGCUUCUUGUGGCUGGGGUGACUUUCGUAGGCGUCCAUCUUGGAACUUACUUUAUACAGAAAGCUGCGAAAGAGUCUGUGAGGUCUCAGUCCAGAGACAAAAGAAUAUUGAAGAAUGAAGCAAAAUAAAUACUUGGAAUUGUUAAUGUCAUUAAGUUAAUGUAUGCUGGUUAUUGUUUGAAAGCCACAUGAUUUUGUAGCCGGAAGUACUGCUCUUGCAAACUCAUACCUGGAGAAUAGUUUUUAAUGUUAAAACACAUGACAGUGCAACAAAUGCAAAAUGUACACAAAAUAAAGUUGCCUUCAGUUACACCUGAA